CAUAUUAUUACAAAGGCCAGCAAUUAUUGUUAUCUGUGCCUGUUGACUACGAAAAGUAUUACAUACAUUACUUUCACAUGUUUUGCUUAAAACUAUAAAUAUCUGUUCAUUACUCAUUAUAGCUACUAACGAACAGUGACAGCAUAGUAAAUGCGCGGCUCACGUGCCUUGUUUGCUGUACUCAUCACAUUUCGACGUCUUGACUUUAUAUUGACACACUUUCCGAACAAUUUUAGCAAAAACUGUAUAAAAUCUCACGUUUCUAAUAAGUACGUGAAACAAAACAAAGAUUCAUUAGGUACUUGUAGACACGGCUUGUCGUUAAUUUGCAACUUUAAUUACAGGUUGUAUCUAUCCGCUUGUUAUAUUGUGUAUUAUUUACUUAAAAUCUUGUGAGAAUGUAUCGAAUUAAUAUUCUUUAAAGGGCGAUAAUGAACAAAGUUGAUGUUAGUGACGUAGAGCCGGUGUUCGCUCGUUAGUGUCUCUGACAGUGAGCAGUCCUCCUCGUCCUUACGUUUUGCAGUGGCCGCGGAGUUUAUAAAAGGCAGUGAGCGCUAUGCGGGCACAGUUUUGUCCUUACUCAGCUGGAGUGCGCAAUCUCGCAGCUCGAAAUUAGAGCAUCGGGUCAGCGAUACGAGCUACGAGUAAACACGUGUUGUGAAGUGCGAUGGCGGUUCUGCAAGGCCCUUCUCGCAAGCAGGCGGAGCUGAUCGCGCAGGAGCUGGGCGAGACCCCCGGAGACAUCCAGCGCGGGGUGCAGGACCUGCGCAGCAUGCUCGCCGCCUCACCAUACCUGCCGCAGCCGGAGAACGUUGAUAAACGUGUACUGGAGCUGUUUGUACGAGGGUGUCGCAUGGACCUGGACCGCGCUCGCUCCAAGCUGGAGGCAUACUGCCUGGCACGGGCCCGCUUCCGCGACCUCUACGAGCAUCGCUCCCUCACCUGUCCACCUCUCAACGAUGUUUGCAAGUUCAUGGACAUAGUAGUACUUCCAAAACUGACAGACGAAGGCUACCGGAUCACGAUAUUCAGAAUACGAGCGGAGUACCCUGAGAGCUCGGCAGACGUCGCUAAUGCAGUUCGAGCGGUCCUCCUCACCAGUGACGUCAGAAUGUACGAUGAACAUCAAAUUGCAGGGGAUGUAUUUAUUUAUGAGGUAUCUAAUGUCCGCGGCUCGAUCGUAGCUCACGUAGCAGCUGCAGCAAAUGCCGUGAGACGGUCCAUUCAGCUGGCACAGGCUGCAUACCCUCAGAGACUCAAGAGGAUCCAUGUGGUGGGCUCCCCGCCAUUCCUUGCAUCCUCACUCGCACUCAUGCGCAACUGUGUUAACGAAAAGAUCAAAAGACGGUAUUACUUACACCCGAAAGUGGAACAACUACUGGAACAUAUUCCCGCACAAGUGUUACCGAGGGAAUGGGGAGGGGAAGAAGAAAACAUCGAUACACUUGCGAAGAAAUGGAGACGUCGUAUCGAUGAGGUCAGCCCCUACUUGCGCAUCUUUAACGAAGCCUGCAGCACUGCGAAAGUACCCAGCAACGAUGUCGACAUUUACGGCACAGUAGGAGCUUUUAGGAAACUCGAUAUCGAUUAACAUUGUACACUACAGCACUAGGAAUUUUAGGAGCUGACGACCUACUCUGUAGGUAGUAUUUGGUGGUCAUAUGUGGUUGAAUGAAAAGUUCAUUAAUUAAUUCAGGGUGCGUAUGAACUCUACGCUAAAGAACUUACCUAGUAGGUAGGAUAAGUCGUGUCAGCCUGAAAGCCAGUGUGACAUUAUAAUAACAAUAUUGUUUAGUUUAGUAAAUAAAUAAAUAGGAGUUUAUUAUUUAAGGUAUCAAUAGAUUAAGGUAAUCUACUUUAAUACUUUUGUAAUUGUGAUAUUUUGGGAUUAAAUACUUGCUCUUAACAUGUGGGGGCAAUAUAUUAUUUGAUUGUCUUUAAUUUUAAAUAUUCUAGAUAAAUUGUAAACGUACUUUAAAGUUAUUUCCCACAGCCGGUGUCCGUAAACCACUGCUUAACAAUAAUAACUUAAUUAACGGUCUCUGAUUGGGGUGACGCCAACUUGGUUAAAUUCAACGCUAGCAAAACCCAGGCGUGUCUAUUCUCUGCCAAACGGAGUCAAUUUCUGCUUACUCCUACUUUCCGGAAUGUAUCCGUUCCGAUAACUGAUCAUCUUGAGCUUCUUGGCGUGACUUUGACACCCACAAUCAACUUUGGGUCCUUCCUAUAU
Molecule: messenger RNA, 2230 nt
Organism: Spodoptera litura
Lineage: Eukaryota; Metazoa; Arthropoda; Insecta; Lepidoptera; Noctuidae
Product: alpha-tocopherol transfer protein-like
Cellular component (GO): membrane
Molecular function (GO): phosphatidylinositol bisphosphate binding
Source: RefSeq, a predicted model, not a curated record